AUGGGGCUGCCACUAGCCCUCCUGGUGGCCCUCUGCCUGACUCUGACCUGGGCCGGGGGCUCAGAACUCUGGAGAGGUGAGAGGGUGCGGGCAGGAAGACCGGGCGGCCCAGGGCACAUGGUCCUGCGGGGUAGAGGUGUUUCCCUCGGCCCGGGCUUUGGGGUGGACAGCGUGGGCCAGGCCUCCUGCAAAGGCAGGACCCGGAACCACGGCCAGAGCGUCUGCAGCACGUGGGGCAACUCCCACUACAAGACCUUCGACGGAGACGUCUUCCGCUUCCCCGGGCUGUGCGACUACAACUUCGCCUCUGACUGCCGGGACACCUACCAGGAGUUCGCUGUGCACCUGAAACGGGCCCCCGGCCGCAGUGGGGGCCACCCCCAGGUCGAGUACAUCCUGCUGACCAUCAAGGGUGAUGCCAUCUACCUCACCAGCCAGCUCGCUGUGGUGAACGGCGCCGUGGUCAGCAGCCCGCACUACAGCCCGGGGCUGCUCAUCGAGAAGAAUGACGCCUACACCAAGGUCUAUUCCCGUGCUGGCCUCAUGCUCAUGUGGAACCGGGAGGACUCGGUCAUGCUGGAGCUGGACAGUAAGUUCCGGAACCACACGUGCGGCCUCUGCGGUGACUACAACGGCCUGCAGACCUACUCUGAGUUCCUCUCCGAUGGCGUGCUCUUCAGUCCCGUCGAAUUUGGGAACAUGCAGAAGGUGAACAAGCCUGAGGAGGUGUGCGAGGGCCCCCAGGAGGUGCCGACCCCCGCGUCCUGCUCUGAGCAUCGCGCCGAGUGCGAGAGGCUGCUGACAGACACGGUCUUCGAGGACUGCCGGGACCUGGUGCCGCUGGAGCUGUACGUGCAGGCCUGCGUGCAGGACCGCUGCCAGUGCCCGCAUGGCGCCUCCUGCGUCUGCAGCACCAUCGCCGAGUUCUCCCGCCAGUGCUCGCACGCCGGUGGCAGGCCGCGGAACUGGAGGACCGCCUCGCUCUGCCCUAAGAGCUGCCCCAGGACCAUGGUUUACCUGGAGAGCGGCUCGCCCUGCAUGGACACCUGCUCACACCUGGAGGUCAGCAGCCUGUGUGAGGAACAUCGCAUGGACGGCUGUUUCUGCCCGGAAGGCACUGUGUACGAUGACAUCAAGGGUGACGGCUGCAUCCCUGUGAACCAGUGUCACUGCAAGCUGCAUGGACACCUGUACGCGCCUGGCCAACAGAUCACCAACAACUGCGAGCAGUGCGUUUGCAGCGCCGGCCGCUGGGUAUGCCAGGGCCUGCAGUGUCCCGGGACAUGUGCCCUGGAGGGCGGUGCCCAUAUCACCACCUUCGACGAGAGGAAGUACACGUUCCACGGGGACUGCUACUACGUGCUGACCAAGGACACCCACGACUCCUACGCCGUCCUGGGCGAGCUGACCCCCUGCGGCUCCACCGACAAGCAGACCUGCCUGAAGACGGUGGUGCUGCUGGCUGACAACAAGAAGAACGUGGUGGCCUUCAAGUUGGACGGCAGCGUCCUGCUGAAUGAGCUUAAGGUGAACCUGCCCCACGUGACGGCGAGCUUCUCCAUCCUUCAACCGUCCUCCCAACACAUCGUCGUGACCACCGCCUUCGGCCUCAGGCUGCAGGUCCAGCUGGUGCCGGUCAUGCAGCUCUUCCUGACGCUGGACCAUGCCGCCCAGGGGCUGGUGCAGGGCCUCUGCGGGAACUUCAACGGCCUUGAAGGUGACGACUUCAGGACGCCCGGUGGGCUGGUGGAGGCCACGGGCGCCGGCCUCGCCAACUCCUGGAAGGCCCAGUCGAGCUGCCGCGACAAGCUGGACUGGCUGGAUGACCCCUGCUCCCUCAGCAUCGAGAGCGCCAACUACGCUGAGCAUUGGUGCUCCCUGCUGAAGAAGACAGAGAGCCCGUUCAGCAAGUGUCACUCUGCCGUGGACCCAGCCGAGUACUACAAGAGGUGCAAAUACGACACGUGCAACUGUCAGAGCACGGAGGACUGCAUGUGCGCGGCCCUGUCCUCCUACGCCCGCGCCUGCACCAUCAAGGGCGUCACGCUGUGGGGCUGGCGGGAGCGUGUCUGCAACAAGGACGUGGGCUCCUGCCCCAGGUCGCAGGUCUUCCUGUACAACCUGACCACCUGCCAGCCGACCUGCCGCUCGCUGUCUGAGCCUGACACCCACUGUGUCAAGGGCUUCGCACCCGUGGACGGCUGCGGCUGCCCCGACCACACCUUCCUGGACGAGAAGGGCCGCUGCGUGGUCCUGGCCAAGUGUUCCUGCUACCACGAUGGCCUCUACCUGGAGGCAGGGAAGACCAUCCUGAGGCAGGAGAAGCGAUGCGUUUGCCAGAACGGGAGGCUGCACUGCCUGCAGGUCAAGCAGCCCUACCAGCGCUGCCCGGCCCCGAAGAUCCAUGUCGACUGCAACAACCGGACGGCGCUGGCCACCCGGAACCCCAGGCCCGUCAGCUGCCAGACGCUGGCUGCCGGCUACGUGCGUGCUGGCGGCUGCGUGUGCCCUGAAGGGCUGAUUGACGAUGGCCGGGGUGGCUGCGUGGUGGAGGAGGCGUGCCCGUGUGUGCACAACAAGGACCUGUACUCCCCCGGGGACAAGAUCAGGGUGGACUGCAACACCUGCACCUGCCAGAAAGGGCGCUGGGCAUGCACCCAGUCCGUGUGCCACGGCACCUGUGCCAUCUAUGGGAACAGCCACCACAUCACCUUCGAUGGGAAGUACUAUGACUUUGAUGGACGCUGCUCCUACGUGGCCGUUCAGGACUACUGUGGCCAGAACUCCUCACUGGGCUCCUUCAGUGUCAUCACCGAGAACGUCCCCUGUGGCACCACGGGCGUCACCUGCUCCAAGGCCAUCAAGAUAUUCCUGGGGAGGACGGAGCUAAAGCUGGAGGACAAACACUGCAUGGUGAUACAGCGUGAUGUGGGCCACCACGUGGCCUACACCACGCGGGAAGUGGGCCAGUACCUGGUGGUGGAGGCUAGCGUUGGCAUCCUCGUCAUCUGGGACAAGAGGACCAGCGUCUUCAUCAAGCUCGCCCCCUCCUACAAGGGCACUGUGUGUGGCCUGUGUGGGAACUUUGACCAGCGAUCCAGCAACGACUUCACCACGCGGGACCACAUGGUGGUGGAGAGUGAGCUGGACUUCGGGAACAGCUGGAAGGAGGCCCCGACCUGUCCGGACGUGAGCGCCACCCCCGAGCCGUGCGUCCUGAGGCCGCACCGCCGCUCCUGGGCCGAGAAGCAGUGCAGCAUCAUCAAGGGCCCGGUCUUCGGGGUCUGCCACAGCAAGGUGGACCCCAAGCCCUUCUACGAAGCCUGUGUCCACGACUCGUGCUCCUGCGACACGGGUGGGGACUGUGAGUGUUUCUGCUCUGCUGUGGCCGCCUACGCCCAGGAGUGCACCAAGAAGGGGGCCUGCGUGUUCUGGAGGACGCCCGAGCUGUGCCCCAUAUUCUGUGACUACUACAACCCCCCGAACGAGUGUCAGUGGCACUACGAACCCUGCGGGACCCACAGCUUUGAGACGUGCAGGACGAUCAGCGGCGUUCACUCCAACAUCUCCGUGUCCCACCUGGAGGGCUGCUACCCCCGGUGCCCUAAGGACAGCCCCAUCUACGACGAGGACCUGAAGAAGUGUGUCACACGGGACCAAUGCGGCUGCUAUGUCAACGGCACUCACUACGCACCCGGAGAGCCUGUGCCCACGGAGCGGAUCUGCCACUCUUGUGUGUGUGACAACUCCUCGCAAGUUGUCUGCCGGACAGAAGUAGGGAAGAACAUCACCUCUAAGAAGGACAGCCCCUUCUGCUACUGGAAGACCUGUGGCCCCAACGGGACGGUGGAGGAGCACUUCGGCAUAUGCGAGCCCACCCCACCACCCUCGUCCCCCUCAACACCUGCCACCACCACCUCUGUCUCCCUCAUCACCCCCUCCACCACCACGAGCACCACUCUGACCGCCAGUACAGUGCCAUCUCCCUCUUCAACAACUCAGAGUAAGUCACCGCUGCGUCUUGCUCGCCUAGGGCUAUGCUGCUCCUGGUCCGACUGGAUCAACAAUGACCAUCCCAGAAUCGGCAGUGAUGGUGGAGACCGAGAGACAUUCAACCAUGUCUGCAGGGCCCCCAAGGAUAUCGAGUGCAGGGUGGCCAUACAGCCGCACCUCCGAUGGGAGGAACUGGGCCAGGAGGCUCAGUGCAAUGUCUCCUUCGGGUUCAUCUGCAAGAACGAAGACCAGUUUGGAAAAGGACCUUUUGAAGUCUGCUAUGACUACGAGAUACGCGUCUAUUGUUGCCUGGUGACGGAUGAGUGUCGCACGAACACGAUCACGACGCCCACCACAACUUCACCUGGGACUCCAACUCCGACCCCCAGCACCACCUCAACAGAGACUCCAAUUCCGACCACUACAGAGACCCCGACCACAACACCCACCACCACUUCCACUGGGACUCCAACUCCAACCCCCACCACAACUGCAACAGAGGCUCCAACUCCGACCACUACGGAGACCCCAACUACAACACCCACCACCACUUCCACUGGGACUCCAACUCCGACCCCCACGACAACCACAACAGAGACUCCAACUCCGACCACUACAGAGACCCCGACCACAACACCCACCACCACUUCAACUGGGACUCCAACUCCAACCCCCACCACAACCUCAACAGAGACUCCAACUGCGACCACUCCAGAGAUCCCAACCACAGCACCCACCACCACUUCAACUGGGACUCCGACUCCAACCUCCACCACAAUCACAAUAGGGACUCCAACUGCGACCACUAGUGAGACCCCAACCACAACACCUACCACCACUUCAACUGGGACUCCAGCUCCGACCCCCACCACAACCUCAACAGAGAUUCCAACUCCGACCACUACAGAGACCCCAACCACAACACCCACCACCACUCUGCCCCCCACCACAACCUCAACAGAGACUCCAACUGCGACCACUCCAGAGAUCCCAACUACAACACCCACCACCACUUCAACUGGGACUACGACUCCAACCCCCACCACAACCACAAUAGGGACUCCAACUCCGACCACUACAGAGACCCCAACCACAACACCCACCACCACUUCAACUGGGACUGCAACUGCGACCCCCAGCACAACCACAACAGAGAUUCCAACUCUGACCACUACAGAGACCCCAACCACAACACCCACCACCACUUCAACUGGGACUCCAACUCCGACCCCCACCACAACCACAAUAAGGACUCCAACUCUGACCACUACAGAGACCCCAACCACAACACCCACCACCAGUUCAACUGGGACUCCAACUCCAACCCCCACAACAGCCACAACAGAGAUUCCAACUCCGACCACUACAGAGACCCCAACCACAACACCCACCACCACUUCAACUGGGACCUCAGCUCCGACCCCCACCACAACCUCAACAGAGACUCCAACUGCGACCACUCCAGAGAUCCCAACUACAACACCCACCACCACUUCAACUGGGACUCCAACUCCGACACCCACCACAACCACAACAGAGACUCCAACCACUACAGAGACCCUAACCACAACACCCACCACCUCUUCAAUUGGGACUCCAACUCCAACCUCCACCACAAUCACAAUAGGGACUCCAACUCCGACCACUAGUGAGACCCCAACCACAGCACCUACCACCACUUCAACUGGGACUCCAACUGCGACCCCCAUCACAAGCACAAGAGAGAUUCCAACUCCGACCACUACAGAGAGCCCAACCACAACACCCACCACCACUUCAGCUGGGACUCCAAGUCCGACCCCCAGCACAACCACAAUAGGGACUCCAACUGCGACCACUACAGAGACCCCAACCACAACACCCACCACCACUUCAACUGGGACUCCAACUGCGACCCCCAUCACAACAACAACAGAGAUUCCAACUCCGACCACCUCAGAGACCCCAGCCACAACACCCACCACCACUUCAGCUGGGACUCCAACUCACAACCACAACAGAGACUCCAAGCACUACAGAGACCCUAACCACAACACCCACCACCACUUCAACUGGGACUGCAACUCCAACUCCCACCACAACCACUAUAGGGACUCCAACUCCAACCACUAUGACUCCAACUCCAACCACUACGGAGACCGCAACCACAACACCCACCACCACAACAACAGGGACUCCAACUCCGACCCCCACCACAACUACAAGAGAGACUCCAACUCUGACCACUACAGAGACCCCACCCACAACACUGACCACCACUUCAGCUGGGACUCCAACUCCAACACCCACCACAACUACAACAGAGAUUCCAACUCCACCCACUACAGAGACCGCAACCACAACACCCACCACCACUUCAACUGGGACUCCAACUGCGACCCCCAUCACAACCACAACAGAGAUUCCAACUCCGACCACUACAGAGACCCCAGCCACAACACCCACCACCACUUCAACUGGGACUCCAACUGCGACCCCCAUCACAACCACAACAGAGAUUCCAACUCCGACCACUACAGAGACCCCAGCCACAACAUCCAUCACCACUUCAACUGGGACUCCAACUGCGACCCCCACCACAACCUUAACAGAGACGCCAAGCACUACAGAGACCCUGACCACAACACCCACCACCACUUCAACUGGGACUGCAACUCACCCACUACUACUUCAACUGGGACUCCAAGCACGACCCACAGCACAACCCCAACAGAGAUUCCAACUCCGAUCACUACAGAGACCCCAACCACAACACCCACCACCACUUCAACUGGGACUCCAACUCCGACACCCAGCACAACAUCAACAGAAAUUCCAACUCCACCCACUAAAGAGACCGCAACCACAACACCCACCACCACUUCAACUGGGACUCCAACUAUUCCAACUCUGACCACUACAGAGACCCCAACUGGGACACCCACCACCACUUCAACUGGGACUCCAACUCUGACCCCCAGCACCACCUCAACAGUGACUCCAACUCCAACCACAACGGAGACCGCAACCACAACACCGACCACCACUUCAACUGGGACUCCAACUCCGACACCCAGCACAACAUCAACAGAAAUUCCAACUCCACCCACUACAGAGACCGCAACCACAACACCCACCACCACUUCAACUGGGACUCCAACUCCGACACCCACACCCACCACUACUUCAACUGGGACUCCAACCACGACGCACAGCACAACCACAACAGAGAUUCCAACUCCGACCACUACGGAGACCGCAACCACAACACCCACCACCACUUCAACUGGGACUCCAACUCCGACCCCCACGACAACUACAAGAGAGAUUCCAACCCCAACCAGUACGGAGACCCCAACCACAACACCCACCACCACUUCAACUGGGACUCCAACUGCGACACCCAGCACAACAUCAACAGAGAUUCCAACUCCACCCACUACAGAGACCGCAACCACAACACCCACCACCACUUCAACUGGGACUCCAACUCCGACCCCCAUCACAACCACAACAGAGAUUCCAACUCCGAUCACUACAGAGACCCCAACCACAACACCCACCACCACUUCAACUGGGACUCCAACUGCGACCCCCAUCACAACCACAACAGAGAUUCCAACUCCGACCACUACAGAGACCCCAGCCACAACAUCCAUCACCACUUCAACUGGGACUCCAACUCACAACCACAACAGAGACUCCAAGCACUACAGAGACACUAACCACAACACCCACCACCACUUCAACUGGGACUGCAACUGCAACUCCCACCACAACCACAAUAGGGACUCCAACUCCAACCACUACACCACCUCAACAGGGACUCCAACUCCAACCACUACAGAGAUCCCAACCACAGCACCCACCACCACUUCAACUGGGACUCCAACUCCGACCACCACUACAGAGACAAUCCCCACCACUAUCACAACCACUGAGACCCCAACACCAAUAACCACCACCACAGUGACCCCAACACCACCACUGACCACCAGCUCCACGACUGUGGGCCCUGACACUCUGCUCAACCCUGAGACUGAGGGCUGGGGAAAUGGAUGCUCGCCAACCUCGGCUCCCACCUCCUCGAAGACCGCUCCCCCCCAUGGAACCACGACUGGGCCCCCUUCAUCCACCACAGGCCCCCCUUCCACACCCACACCCACUCCCGCGACUGUGUCAACGACUUCCACGGGAGCUUCCACGCCAAUAGGACACUCGUCGACCGUGCCACCCACGCCACAGACCACCAGCACCUUGACCUCCAGUGUGACCACCCCUACGGUGAUCCCAUUAACCUCACCCCACAUCACCACGAGCAUCGUCUCAGUCACCACCGGCACUCAGAGGGAAUGCUGCUAUUUAAAUAACACGUACUAUGCCCCAGGUGAGCUGGUGUACAACAGCACACAUGGGGACACCUGCUAUUACGUGAACUGCUCGCUGAACUGCACCCUUGAGAUCUUCAAGUGGUCUUGCCCAUCCACACCCACCACCCAGCCAUCCACGACCUCCAGUGUGCCGCCCACCACCAAGCCCGCUGCGUGCCUGGACUUCGAUCCUCCCAGACAGGAGAACGAGACCUGGUGGCUGUGCAACUGCACCAUGGCCAUCUGCAGGCACAACAACACCGUGGAGCUCGUGGAGGUGAAGUGCGACCCCCCACCCAUGCCCGCCUGCGCCAACGGCCUCAUGCCUGUGCGCGUCGAGGAGCCCGGCAAGUGCUGCUGGCACUGGGAGUGUGACUGCUACUGCACGGGCUGGGGGGGCCCGCACUACGUCACCUUCGAUGGGCUCUACUACAGCUACAAGGGCAACUGCACAUACGUGCUGGUGGAGGAGAUCACUCCCACCAUGGACAACUUCGGGGUCUACAUCGACAACCAGCACUGCGACAUCGACAGCCAAGUGUCCUGCCCCCGCACGCUCAUCGUGCGCCAUGAGACCCAGGAGGUGCUGAUCAAGACCGUGCACACGACGCCCAUGAUGGUGCAGGUGCAGGUCAACAGGCAGGCUGUGGCGCUGCCCUAUAGAAAGUACGGGCUGCAGGUGUACCAGUCAGGCAUCAACUAUGUGGUGGACAUCCCUGAGCUGGGUGCCCUCAUCUCCUACGACAGCCUUUCCUUCUCCAUCCGGCUGCCCUACCACCGGUUCGGCAACAACACGAAGGGCCAGUGUGGCACGUGCACCAACAGCACCUCGGAUGACUGCAUGCUGCCCGGUGGGGAGGCCGUUGCCAGCUGCGAGGUCGCGGCUGGCCACUGGGUGGUGAACGACCCCUCGGAGCCGCAGUGUCCCCACAGGGGCUUCACCACCGAGCGCCCGGCCGCCUGGCCGUCGGUGGGCAGCAGCACAACCACCGGGACACGCUCUCCGUCUCCGCUCUGCGAGCUCAUCAAGGACAGCCUGUUCGCCCAGUGCCACACCGUGGCAUCCCCCAGGCACUACUACGAAGGCUGCACAUCCGACAGCUUCGCCGCGCCCGGCUCAGGCCUGGAGUGUACCAGCCUGCAGACCUACGCCGCCCUCUGUGCCCAGAAGGGCAUCUGCGUCGACUGGCGGGGCCGCACCGGCGGGGCCUGCCCGGUGACGUGCCCGGCGCACCGCGAGUACCGGGCCUGUGGUCCCGUGGAGGAGCCCACCUGCAGGUCCAGCCCCACCCAGGCAAACAGCCCACGCCUGGCGGAAGGCUGCUUCUGUCCCAAGGGCACCACCAGCUACGCGCCCGGCUUCGACGUCUGCGUGGACCUGUGCGGCUGCGUGGGGCCCGACAACGUGCCCAGAGAGUUUGGGGAGCACUUUGAGUUCGACUGCAAGGACUGCAUCUGCCUGGAGGGGGGCAGCGGCAUCAUCUGCAGGCCCAAGACAUGCCACCCCAGGCCCCGCAUGGAGUGCAAGGAGGACGGCACCUACACUGUCACAGAGGUCGACCCCGCCAACGUCUGCUGCAACGUCACCUCUUGCAAAUGCAACGCCAGCCUGUGCAGGGAGAACCCCCCGCCGUGCCCGCUGGGCUUCGAGGUGAAGAGCAAAAUGGUCCCUGGGAGGUGCUGCCCCUUCUACUCGUGCGUGCCCAAGGGCGUGUGUGUUCUCCGGAACGCUGAGUACCAGCCCGGCUCUCCAGUCUUCUCCUCCAAGUGCCAGAACUGCACGUGCACCGGCCGCAGGGACCACGCCACGCAGCUCAACGUCGUCUCCUGCACCCACGUGCCUUGCAACACCUCCUGCACCCGCGGCUUUGAGCUGGUGGACGUCCCCGGCGAGUGUUGCAAGAAGUGUCAGCAGACCCAGUGCAUCGUCAUCAACCAGCCCGGCAGCCAGAGCGUGGUCCUGAAGGGCUCCAUCACGCUCAUGCCCAAUGGCUGCUGCAGGAAAUGCCUCCCUCGCAAUGAGACCAGGGUCCCCUGCUCCACUGUCCCUGUCGUCAGGGAAAUUUCGCACAACGGCUGCACCAAGCUGGUCACCAUGAACGACUGCUCCGGGUCCUGCGGGACCUUCGCCAUGUACUCGGCCGAGGCCCAGUCCCUGGACCACAGGUGCUCCUGUUGCAAGGAGCAGCGCACCAGCCAGCGGGAGGUGACGCUGCAGUGCCCGGACGGGCGCGGGCUCAAGCACACCUACACCCACAUCGACAGCUGUCUGUGCCAGGACACCAUGUGCGAACCGCCCCCCUGGCGCAGGGCGCGGCGCUCUGGCCUCAGGGACCUGGGCCCGGGGCGGGGGUGA
Lagenorhynchus albirostris (white-beaked dolphin) is the source of this 10698-nucleotide messenger RNA. It is a transcript of the gene MUC2, whose product is annotated as mucin 2, oligomeric mucus/gel-forming. Gene Ontology annotation, molecular function: protein binding. Gene Ontology annotation, cellular component: extracellular matrix. The record is from RefSeq and is a predicted model, not a curated record. Lineage: Eukaryota; Metazoa; Chordata; Mammalia; Artiodactyla; Delphinidae.